AUGGCUCAGGUAUGUAGGCUGGGCCUGCUGCUGGCGCUGCUGCUGCCCGUGGUCGGUGCCUCCGUGCCGGGCACCGUGGUCAGACUCAACAGGGCCAUGCUGAGCUACGUGUCUGAGAUGGGGAAAGCCCCUCUCGAGUGGGCCCUGAAGGUCACUGUCCCACAUUUCCUGGACUGGAGUAGAGAGGAGCUUCAUCCUACCAGGAUCCAGAUUGUGAAUAUCCAUGUACCUCGCCUUCAACUGAACUUCAUUGAUGGUUUUGGGGUACGUUUGUUUGCAGCAGCCAAUUUUACUUUCAAAGUCUUUCGAGUCCCAGCACCCCUGGAGCUAAUCCUGCCGGUGAUACUGAUGGCUGAUGCCCGUGUGGCCCAGGGCUCCAUCGGGACCCCCGUGGUCAGCAUCUCCUCCUGCUUCUCAUUCUUCAACAAUGCCAUUGUGGUAGAUGGCAGUCACAGCACGGCCCCCGCGCUGCUGGUCCUGGUGCAGCAACACAUCAAAGCCGUGCUGCAGAACAAGCUGUGUGUGAGCGUCUCCAACCUCGUGCAGGGCCUCAAUGUCCACCUGGGAACUUUAAUUGGCCUCAAGCCUGUGGGUCCCGAGUCCCAGAUUCGCUACUUCAUGAUCAAUGCGCCCGCCAUCACUAAUGACUAUAUUUCCUUGGAUAUCAACGCUGUUCUCUUCCUUCUGGGCAAGCCCAUCGUCCUGCCCGUGAACGCCACCCCCUUUAUACUGCCAGAGCUUGUGGGCACCAAGGGUGCCAUGGCAACCGUAGGCCUCUCCCAGGACCUGUUUGACUCUGCCCUCCUGCUGCUGCAGAAGUCUGGUGCCCUAAACCUGGACAUCACAGGGCAGCUGAAGUCAGAUGACAACCGGCUGAACACCUCCGUGCUGGGCCAGAUCAUCCCUGAGGUGGCCCGCCAGUUCCCUGAGCCCAUGCCCGUGGUGCUCAAGGUGCGGCUGGGGGCCACGCCUACGGCCAUACUCCACACCGACAAAGCCACACUGCAGCUGCAGCCAUUUAUGGAGGUCCUGGCCGUGGCCUCCAACUCGGCUUUCAACUCCCUUUUCUCCCUCAAUGUGGUGAUGAACCUGAGCCUCCAGCUCUCUGUGUCGAAGGUGAAGCUUCAGGGGACCACGUCUGUGUUGGGGGAAGUCCAGCUCACUGUGGCCUCCUCCAAUGUGGGCUUCAUUAACGUGGAUCAAGUGCAGGCGGUCGUGGGUAACGUGUUUGAGGAGCCCCUGCUGGACCACCUCAAUGCUCUCUUGGACAUGGGGCUUGCCCUUCCCAACAUGGUCAACCUCUACUACGUCACCCCUGAGGUCUUUGUCCGCGAGGGCUAUGUGGUGAUAUCCAGUGGACUCGUCUACCAGCACUGA
Molecule: messenger RNA, 1377 nt
Organism: Molossus molossus (Pallas's mastiff bat)
Lineage: Eukaryota; Metazoa; Chordata; Mammalia; Chiroptera; Molossidae
Gene: BPIFB2
Product: BPI fold containing family B member 2
Exons: 15
Coding region: 1-1377 (458 amino acids)
Molecular function (GO): lipid binding
Source: RefSeq, a predicted model, not a curated record